CCCCUAUUUUUUUUUUUUCUUAAAAUGGAUUCAUCUAAUUCUCAAUUAGUAGAUAUGGAUAUGUUAGAGGAUUUAUCUCAACAACACGCUUCUUCUUCAGAUAACAAUCUUUUACACGAAAAUAUCUAUUUUUUAUAUCAUAAGAAUCAGUUUAUUCACAAGGAUAAACUUCUAUUACUUUCUUCUACUUCACAAAAUACCUGUCUUGAUCAACAACAAGAGAAUUAUUUUUUUACCCCACUUGUAUCACCUGCUACCACUCCUUCUUUAGUUUAUCAACAGAGAUUAGAUAAUAAAGAAAUCAACUUUACUCCACUUUCUUCACCUGUUAUCUUACCUGAACGAAAGCAAAUAAUACCAUUUCAUGAUCAAUUUAUGACUACAACUACUCAUAAAGAGGAACUUGAUAAUUUAUCUGCUAAACAAAUAUUUGAAAAGUAUAAAGAGUUAGAACAUGCAAAGCAUAUCUUGACUCAAAAAUUAGUAGACCUUCAGUCACCUUCAAUCAUAAUACCACCUCAACAGCAGCCAUCAGUCUAUUAUUAUAGUAAAGAUCAUUAUCAACAGGAACAAAACCUAUUAUCCAAUACUACUGAACAAUUUUCAGUUAUCAACAAUUAUACCACAUGUAAUAAUGGAAUAAUAUCUACAUUACAUCAGCAACAAAAAGAUAAUCUAAACAGUCAUCAUUCAUACUAUGCAUCUUCUAAUACUAUGACUGACUAUAAUUCUAAUUUAAUGUCAUCAUCUCAAGUCGAGCCUGUAACUCCUGCUUCUUUGAUGAAUAUAAGAACAACAGCUACACAAAUGAACUGUUCUACUUUUCCAUCCAGUAUUGAAAAGAAAAACAUACCAAGAAGAAAUAACAAGAAGAAGAAGAAGAAGAAGCACCAGCAGCAGACAUUAGUAGCAGCAGAGAUUGACACUAAUAAUAAUAAUAAUAAUAAUCAUAUAUCAUCACUUCCAGUAUAUAAAAAUAUUACGCACCAAUCACCUACUCUUCAAACUCAUAAUGGAAAGAAUAACAUGUCUCCUCUAUCUAAAUCGAAUCAGCCACCACCAACCUCUCCACUUGCUCUUCAUAUCCCUGCAGCUUCUUCAGUCAUUACUAAUAAUACACCUUCUUCUUUGUCAACAACAAAGAAUUCUCAUUCUAACAAAAAACAAAGGUAUGAAGAGUCGAAUUCAACCCAUCCUAGGAAGGUUAGCAAGGGUAAUUGUGCUCAGGACUCAAAGACGACGACGACAACGACUACAACAAUGACUACAACGAUGACUACAACUCGUACGCUAAAGCCUUUAUUGAUCAGUCCUACCCUCCAACCUGGUUAUCAUCAUCCUACUUCCUCAUCCACUACUAACGUAAAAAUAAACCUGGAUGAGAAGAAAAAAGAGAGAACAGCAGCAGUCCAUAACAUGAACAGUGCAAAAGAUCAGGUUAAAACAAUCGAGGAAGCUGAACAUAUCCUAGCCACUCGAUCCAAUUAUCAAAAUUGGAUCGAAGGUAAAGCAGCCGCAUUAGGAAUAGAGUUCUCUACACAAAUCAAAAGUGGUAUUGAAGUGAGAAGAACAGCUCAUAAAGCUGCAGAACAAAAACGACGUAAUUCUUUAAAGGAAUGCUUUGAUCGUUUACGUUUUGAGGUGGAAGAGGGCUACCUUAAGCGCCAAGGUACCCCUUUAUCCAAGAUGAUUAAGGCACAACAAGAAUUAGAAAAGAAGAAGACAAGGGAUGAUCGUUAUGAAUUCAAGGCAACGCAAGAAGAAGUCCUAACAAGUUGCCAUCAUAUGAAUGUCAAUGAUGAUUAUCUAAUGAAACCACUAUCAAAGGUUCUUUUACUUCAAUAUACUUAUGAGUAUAUUAUAUCUUUAAAAAAGACAUUACAAGAAAAGGACGAACUUAUUGACAAACUGAAAUCUAAAAAGACUAGUAAUAGUAAGGAAAUUGAUAUUAAUAAUAAUCUAUGUAAACAGAAAGAAGACUACAUCGAUAAUGAUAAUGCUGAUCAAUAAAGUAGGGGAAAAAAAAUAUAAUUUUAUCAAAAGAAAAAAAUACAAUUCAUUUCUACCCUUUAUUUUUUUUUUCUAAAAAAAUAUAUACACAUUUACUACACAGCCAAAACAAUAAUUAUUAUAAAUUAACUAUUUCACAUUCGUUUCUAUAAUUGUAUACGUUAUUCCAUUAUUU
Cokeromyces recurvatus is the source of this 2185-nucleotide messenger RNA. RefSeq lists its product as uncharacterized. The transcript has 3 exons. The coding region runs from base 25 to 2010 and encodes 661 amino acids. Gene Ontology annotation, molecular function: protein dimerization activity. The record is from RefSeq and is a predicted model, not a curated record. NCBI's taxonomy places the organism in Eukaryota, Fungi, Mucoromycota, Mucoromycetes, Mucorales, Mucoraceae.